This is a messenger RNA of Sabethes cyaneus, 1125 nucleotides long. Its product is annotated as D-aspartate oxidase-like. The transcript has 4 exons. Gene Ontology annotation, molecular function: FAD binding; D-amino-acid oxidase activity. Bases 1 to 1086 code for a protein of 361 amino acids. The record is from RefSeq and is a predicted model, not a curated record. NCBI's taxonomy places the organism in Eukaryota, Metazoa, Arthropoda, Insecta, Diptera, Culicidae.
AUGAAUAGCUUUGCAAAUCCUAAAUUCCUUAUCCUAGGAGCAGGCAUCAACGGCUUAACAUGUGCCAUGCGACUUUCGGAACAGUAUCCUCACUGUGGCAUUGAGAUAAUUAGUGAGCAUUUCAGUCCGAACACUACCAGUGAUGUGGCGGCAGGACUAUGGGAACCCUACCUUCUGGGGGAAACAUCACGAGAGUUGGUGUGCAAGUGGUCUCGCGAUACUUAUCAAUACUUCCAUAAGCUGUGGAAAGAAGGAUGCGCAGAUGAGUGUGGAAUUAGUUUGAUACCGUAUUACGGAUUGUGUUCGGAAAACCAGGCCGCAGAUGAUUUCUUCUGGAAGGAUUUCGUCUUUGGAUUCUGUGAACUGACUGAGCAUAGGCUACGACAAAUUGGGUUCGAACACGGAGUGAAAUAUUGUUCUGGUGCCGAAUUUGUAACCUUCACUUGUGAACCAACCAAAAUAAUGCAAUUCUAUAUGAGGACACUGCGCGCACGCGGAGCAGUAUUUAGCCAGCAAGCGAUAAGACAGAUGCAAGCGUUUAUCAGGGAAAAGGCACUGUCCAACGAUACCAUCGUAAUAAAUUGUUUAGGUUUAGCAUCGGGAGAGUUGUUAUACGAUGAUGCCGUUAGACCUUGUCGUGGUCAAGUAAGACGUGUCCACGCACCUUGGAUGUUCCAUGUGUUGACCUCCGAAGCCGGUUAUGUUAUUCCCAAUACCGGAAGUGUAACUUUGGGGGGCACCAAGCAAAUGGGAGAUUGCAAGCUGGAAAUCAGUUCCGAUGAUACUGAGGGCAUCAGAAAUGGUUGCGCCGGACUAACACGUGCUCUCGAUCGUGCACCUGUAAUUGCUGACUUGGUAGGACUGCGACCAACUCGAACUGCUGUAAGAUUGGAAGUAGAGCAUGUGAAAGUGGACAGCAAAAAUUCGGUUCCAAUAAUUCACAAUUAUGGACACGGAGGAAGCGGAAUCACACUGGCAUGGGGAUGCGCAGGCGAUGUGCUACGUUUAGUUGAUGAUAUUCUUGGUCACAGCUAUAAGGAAGACGCAUAUAAGCAGCGUUAUCAUAGGAGGAAAUCGAAACUCUAAUACCUACAUCUAAUCGAGAAUUUUACUUCGACUAAUAAU